Molecule: messenger RNA, 3038 nt
Organism: Labeo rohita (rohu)
Lineage: Eukaryota; Metazoa; Chordata; Actinopteri; Cypriniformes; Cyprinidae
Product: carbohydrate sulfotransferase 8
Exons: 3
Coding region: 1-1161 (386 amino acids)
Biological process (GO): proteoglycan biosynthetic process; carbohydrate biosynthetic process
Cellular component (GO): membrane
Molecular function (GO): sulfotransferase activity
Source: RefSeq, a predicted model, not a curated record
AUGUCCGGGUUAGUCAAGGACAACAGCUUCGAUGAAAAGAGUGCAAAGGUCAUAUUCUACCAAGCACAGGCCAUAAGAAAGGAACCGUGUCUUUAUUGUCCAGACAAGGACAAACACUCUGAUCCAGCAGAAGACAACUUUCCUAGACCUGCACAACCAGUGCAGCUUCCAGUCUUCCCAUGGGUCCAGCGUUCCUCUCUAAUCAACCCCAGAGACAUGGCUGCUGCCCAUGUCACAAAGAGCCACCGUAAACUCCUCCUUAAGAGCGGCCUGCUUGUCCAGCAGCUCAACGCUGACCCUCCUGGCCAGAUCAAGGAGAACCCAGAGCGACUGACUCAGGUGCAGCGGUCCCGUCAGAGGCUGAUGAGGGAAGUCUGUGCCAAAUACACAAGCGGAAGCACCAAACAAACCAUAACCCGCAUGCACGUGUCCCGUAUCUAUGUGGAGGACAAGCACAAACUCCUCUACUGUGAGGUGCCCAAGGCGGGCUGCUCUAACUGGAAGAGGGUGCUUAUGGUGCUUCAAGGUCUCGCUUCUUCCACUGGAGAGAUCCAGCAUGACGAGGUGCAUUAUGGGAAUCAUCUCAAGCGUCUGGACUCGUUCGGUCAAAAGGGCAUCAUUCGUCGUCUGAAGACCUACACCAAAGUCCUCUUCCUGAGGGAACCUUUCGAAAGGCUAGUGUCUGCUUUUCGGGACAAGUUCGAGAGUCCAAACUCGUACUACCACCCAGUGUUCGGGAAGCCCAUCAUCUCAAAAUACCGUAGCAAUGCAACACAGCACGCCUUGCGCACGGGAGCAGGCGUGACCUUCAAGGAAUUCAUCCAGUAUCUCUUAGAUGUGCAUCGGCCCGUUGGCAUGGACAUCCACUGGGAGCCCGUAGGACAUCUUUGCAGCCCAUGCCUGCUAGACUAUGAUUUCAUUGGGAAAUUUGAGACUCUGGAGGAAGAAGCCAAUUUCCUUUUGAGAAGUAUCGGCGCUCCUAGCAAUUUAACAUUCCCUAGUUUUAAAGACAGGAACCCUAAUGCAGAAAGGACAUCGUUGGGUAUCACAAGGAGAUAUUUUGCACAACUAAAUGUGACGGAGAGACAAAGAGCGUAUGACUUUUACUACAUGGACUAUUUGAUGUUCAACUACUCCAAACCAUUUAAAGAUUUAUACUGAGGCUUUUACUGGCCUGAUGUUCACAUUUUGUCCUAGUGAGGUUAUUUUGUUACUUUAAAAUGUUGUUGUUUAUUUGUUAACAAAUUUUGAUGUGAAAUAAUAAUCACACUCUAUAUUUAUCUCUGCAGGCUGGUCCUUGCGUUUAUCUUGUUAUUUAUGAAACAUAUUCAAUUCUAUUCAGUAAGAAACCCCUUAAUGGGAUAAUCUGCCCAAAAAUGAAAAAUUGGACAUAAUUUACUCACUCUUCAGGUUGUUCUAAAUCUGUGGGAAGUUAAUAGGCUCCAAAACAAUGGUGGUAAAAAUAAAAUACAUUUUUUAGAAUAUCUUCUUUUGUGUUCCACAAGUUUGUAAUGACACAAAGGUGAGUAAAUGAUCUCAGAAUUUUCAUUUUGGGUGAGCUGUCCCUUUGUUGUGUGUGUGUUAUUUGUUUUCUCAGACUGCCUAGAAUGAUUAGACUGUACUAAGAGUGUCUAAAAUUUUGCAUAAUGUUAUUUAUUAGUGUUGAAGGAGAGUGAUUUUAGCACAAGUCCAAGCUAUGAGUAUGACUUUACUCAAUAUAACAUCACAAAACAUUUUCAACAACAAGACUGUUGCUUGAUUCAGUGUGGUACAUCUGGUAAUGGUAAAAUCUGAUUUUUGUGAAUGUAUAAAAAACAAUUUGUCCACAGUAUGUCAUGUUUUAGAGCAUGACCUACUACACCCUUGCCUUACUUUCACAUUUCUCAUAUUAUGACGUUUUCUGUAUAUCAAUAAAUGUAAACACAGUAUUUUAAUGUUAGUUAGAUGUCAUCUCUGCGUUAUUACUGUAUCUGUUUUUCUUGUUGUACCAAAAUUCCAGUCAUUUCUAGGUCUUAGUCACUAGUAGACGUGUACAGGAAACUCAUCACAUCCUCAAAUCUUUCGCCCUUUGUUUGAAGGUUAGUUACAUAUUCUUUGUUUGUUGUCAGAUGUAUUUUUUAUUGCGGAAGCUACUUCCUGUUAAUGUGCAAGACUUUAGAUUCAUUUGCCGCUAGUGAUAAGUAACCAGAAGAAUAACAAAGUGAAGUAAACGGUAAAGCUAUUUAACCUGAUAAACCAGCGUGUUCAUGAUUAUAAUAAAUUAAAAAUAAGAUAACAAACAGUAGCUUGCAAAAUCAAACAGCAUAACAGACUGUUUUUUGACCACUAUAGAUAACACACGUACAUCUGCAAGAUGUCUGUUAAAGAUUACAUGAUCUGGACAACAUCUGCUGUGUACAAACAUCUGACAGACAUCUGUAAGAUGUCAGUUUUACAUACAUUCUAAGUCAUAAACAUCUUAAAGCCAUCUAAUAGACGUCUAUUGGACAUCUGAUAGGAAACAUAGGAUAGUAUUGCAGAUGAGCAAACAUUCUAAAAAACUGUCUUGCAGAUGUAAAUACAGACGUCAAAUAGUCUGUGAUGUAAGUGUGCUAUCAGGGCGAUGACGGAAGCCUAGCACAUUGAAGAUAAAAAUUAUCACACCUUCUCUUACCUUAAAAAUAAAGUAGCCUAUUACGACAAGGUACUGAGGAAUACUUACCUCUGAUUAGUCAGUGGCGCAUUUCGGCAGUCUGAAGUUUCCUAAUAGACCAAUUUGAAGCAGAAGUCACAGUUACAUCACUUGUAGCUGAGUGCAUAGUGGUUGCAGAAAAACACUGGUAACAGAGGUAAAUGGAGGUAAAUAAAAUCCAUGGAAUGAGAGAAUUUUUUUUUUUUUUGCCUUUUGAUGUCAAAAUCGGAAUGCAAAUAAUUUUUAUAGAAUGUUUUAUAGAAUGAAGGUAAACGCAGAUGUUUACACGGAUGGAUGAAAACUGCUAUGAUUACUCUACUUUUAAAGAAUACAUUUGAUUAAAACAAUCCUUGAUAGCACACGUACA